This is a messenger RNA of Humulus lupulus (European hop), 1583 nucleotides long. RefSeq names its product probable protein phosphatase 2C 25. NCBI's taxonomy places the organism in Eukaryota, Viridiplantae, Streptophyta, Magnoliopsida, Rosales, Cannabaceae. Gene Ontology annotation, biological process: protein dephosphorylation. The record is from RefSeq and is a predicted model, not a curated record. Bases 137 to 1285 code for a protein of 382 amino acids. Gene Ontology annotation, molecular function: protein serine/threonine phosphatase activity; cation binding. The transcript is spliced from 4 exons.
UCUGUUUUAUAUUCAAACAAAAAAUAAAUAAAACAUAAACAAAAAGAUCAAAGAUAGAGAGAGCAAAAUUCGAUUGCAACUUACAACUAAAGGCUGUGGAUCUGAAAAAAUUAAAGGAAUUUCUUGACGAAACGACAUGUCGUGCUCCGUCGCGGUUUCGAAUUCGCCGGUCUUUUCACCAUCGUCGUCUCUGUUUUGCAAUAAAACCUCUAUGUUAUCUUCUCCCGAAACCCUAACCCUUACAUUGUCUCACUUGAAGCCCUCGCAAGGUUCGUCGUCGUCGUCGUGUUCUGCUUCUUCCCCAACUCCUUCCUCGCCUUCUUCCCCAUUUAGGCUUCGGAUUCCCAAGCAUCCCACUGGGCUCUCCGGUCCUGGUUCAUCGUCCCCGAGUACUGUAUUCAAGAGAAAGAGACCCACGAGGCUGGAUAUUCCGGUUGCCUCGUUUUGCUCCGCGGCUCCGCCAGCGACGCCUUCACCGGCAACGUGGAGAGAGCUUGUUGAGAUCGAGAAUGAUGGAUAUUCUGUGUAUUGCAAGAGAGGGAGGAGAGAGGCUAUGGAGGAUCGGUACUCGGUUGGUCUCAAUCUUCAAGGUGAUUCCAAACAGGCUUUCUUUGGUGUAUUUGAUGGACAUGGAGGCUCAAAAGCUGCAGAGUUUGCAGCAGAUAACUUAGAAAAGAACGUAUUGGCUGAAUUGAUGAGCAGAGAUGGUGAUGACAUUGAGGAGGCAGUUAAGCAUGGUUACCUGAACACAGAUUCCGACUUUCUGAAAGAGGAUUUACGCGGCGGUUCGUGCUGUGUGACUGCUUUAAUCAGGGAAGGUAACCUUGUUGUGUCCAAUGCCGGAGAUUGCCGUGCUGUGAUGAGCAGAGGUGGUGCUGCUGAGGCCCUAACAUCUGAUCACCGGCCCUCGAGGGAAGACGAGAAAGUGAGAAUCGAGAACAUGGGUGGCUAUGUUGAUCUUUGCCGUGGUGUGUGGAGAAUCCAGGGGUCUCUGGCUGUCUCUAGAGGGUUUGGAGAUCGUCACCUUAAGCAAUGGGUGAUUGCAGAACCAGAGACAAGAGUACUUCAAAUCCAACCCGAACACGAGUUCUUGAUUUUGGCUUCAGAUGGAUUGUGGGAUAAGGUUAGUAACCAAGAAGCAGUAGACACUGUUCGCAGUUUAUGUGUAGGAGUUGACAAGCCAGAGCCAUUGUUUGCCUGUAAAAAGCUUGUGGAGGUAGCUACAUCGCGAGGCUCUUUCGAUGACAUUAGUGUAAUGCUAAUCCAAUUAGGGGGUUACAUAUGAUUCCUUAAUUCAUAGGAGAUAACAGGAUUUGAGGGUGGAAGUAUUUGUAUUUCAUGUGGAUGUUCUUCUGUUUUUACUGUUAAGCUGAUGUUGGUAAUAAACUGCAGGCUUACGAUAGGGAUGAUGUUGGUGGUAAUAAUAUAGUAGUAGUGAUUUAUUUGUAAAUGGUUUUAACUUAGUUUUAGGCUUUUUUUAGCAUCCACUAAUUAGCCAAGGGACAAGAGACUGAGAAGCAGUCAAAUAACUUAUUGUAUUUUUUAUUCUUUGAUUAAUUCAUUCUUUAUCAUUCUUUCCUGUA